Haliotis rubra (blacklip abalone) is the source of this 2907-nucleotide messenger RNA. RefSeq lists its product as uncharacterized. Gene Ontology annotation, molecular function: S-adenosylmethionine-dependent methyltransferase activity. The record is from RefSeq and is a predicted model, not a curated record. Gene Ontology annotation, biological process: methylation. Bases 717 to 1862 code for a protein of 381 amino acids. Lineage: Eukaryota; Metazoa; Mollusca; Gastropoda; Lepetellida; Haliotidae. The transcript has 2 exons.
UGUUCAUUUCCACCUGAUCAAAACACUCAGCGUGUAUUUCAAUGUUGUGUUCAUUUCCACCUGAUCAAAACACUCAGCGUGUAUUUCAAUGUUGUGAUCAUUUCCACCUGAUCAAAACACUCAGCGUGUAUUUCAAUGUUGUGAUCAUUUCCACCUGAUCAAAACACUCAGCGUGUAUUUCAAUGUUGUGUUCAUUUCCACCUGAUCAAAACACUCAGCGUGUAUUUCAAUGUUGUGUUCAUUUCCACUUGAUCAAAACACUCAGCGUGUAUUUCAAGGUAUGUGUGUAUGAUUCGGUGUUGUUUUCACUACAGAUUGUUUCAUUGUUUUAGCGCCGUUUAUAACCAAGCCAUCUGUCGGCGGCCUAUUCAUAAUUGAACCCGGGACAGAGAAUCCAGAAAUGUCAGGCAUGUCUGUACUUAUAUCGACACAUGUUUAAUUAACUUACUUUAUUUUUCAUCCUUCACUGAGCUACACAUGGUAUUCAUUGUUAUCUAGUAUUUUAUAUUUCAGGGCAUAUUCUUUUCAGACAAUCCGUGUAAGUGGUAUUCAGCAUGCUUUCCAUUUCUGUUUAAUGCAUCAAUGAAUUUAUCAUUGUGUUGUCGGAUUCGACCACGUGGUACCAUCGGGGAUAGAAAUGCAGCUGGCGUCAACAUCAGACAUAACGUGGACGAGAGGAGGUCGCAGACUAAGCCGAGGGAAGCGUAUACACUAAAAUGUCCCAUUCUCAUAGCCAUCGUCCUUACGGAAAAACUGGAACCGGUUACUAUGGCGACAAUAUGGCACACGAAUGCAUCUCUUUAUUGAACUCUGACAGAGAAACCUUCUUCCGGCUUCUUGAUACACUUCCGGUUGACCCCAUUACCCGCCAUGUCACCAUUGGCGACUAUGGCUCAGCCGACGGAGCAACCUCAAUGGGCUUCAUACGAGAUAUCAUACUGUUUUUGCGCACUAAACAUGGCCAGGAUGUAUCAGUGACUGUAAUAUACGAGGACCAAGCCAUUAACGACUUCAACUCACUUUUCAGUCGACUCCAUGGGUUAAAACCGGACAGGAAGGGUUGCUGUUUGCAAGACCUGGGAAACGUGUACUUGUUUGCCACUGGUACCAGCUUCUUCGAGCAUUGUGUGAAAUCUGAGACGAUGGACAUUAUACUUUGUUUGAUGGGAGUUCACUUCUUGUCACAGGAGAUGGUUCCCUUCAAAGAUUCAUUGAGUCAUUUCCCAGAUGCUACAAAAGAAGAGGCUGAAAUGGCAAGAAAGAGGGCAGAAGAAGACUGGAAUCGUUUCCUCUUGAUUAGAGCAAAGGAGCUCCGACACGGUGGAAUAAUGCUGGUGACGGCGUCAGCAAUGAUGAAGGAAGGAAGCCAGCAGGAAAACGAUUAUAACUCUUAUGAGGACCUUCACAGACAAAUGACUCAAAUCUGGAGAUAUUUUCGCAAUGCAGGAAAAAUUACGCAGAAGGAAUAUGAACUGGCCACUUUAAAUGUCUAUUUCAGGAAUCUGGACGACUUCGUUGGAGAGACAAAUAACAUUAAGUCUGAUGUCUACAAGGCAGGACUGCGGAUGAUGUCAGUCGAUGUCAGGCGCCAUGAGUCUGUUUUCCUAUCUCAAUGGCGACAAUUGAAGGAUUUGUAUUCCGCCGAUCACCGGAAGGCAUUUGCUCAGGCAUUUGUUCGAGCACAGAAGUGUUGGAUUCAUACCGUUUUGGAAGUAGCUCUUGCUGCAAGGAAGGAGUCGGAGAGGGAGGAUAUCAUAGACAAUUUCUAUAAUAGCCUUGAAUCGUUUCUGGUUGAAGCAGAUUUAGAAAACAUUAAACUUGAUAUUGUGGUAGGCCAUUGCCUGUUUACUAAGACCAAUUGAACAAAAUAACAUUACCUUUUCUGUCCUGUGCAGAAGUGCGGUCCAGUCUUGAUUAUUUACAGACCACCGCCAUAUUGCUAGAAUAUUGUGCUGCUUUAAACCAACUAACCAACCUGUGCAGUCAAAAGGUUUCUAUAUUUGUUUAUGUCUUUCACAAUGUACGUUUCUUUUGCUAGGCGUAUGCAAUCUAGGAUAGAUGACUUGGGAUAACAAGGGACAGUAAAUUGCCAAUAAAUUACCCCAUACUGGACCAGCAACAUGAUAAAUGUUACUCCUGGUCUACCUAAAAUGGGGAUUCUAGAUUUAAAAAAACCAUAUGCUUGUACGAGGUGAGGAGACAGAUUUGAUGGUAAUUUCGGCGCCAUUUUAUUGUGCGUCAUCGUGAUCUGAACAUUUGUCAUAUAUAGCAGACCUAAUAUUGUCCUAAUAGUAUAAUAACUUUAUCAGUGAUCAUUAUCUGCCACAACACAACCUAUACAUUUGGGAUUUACCGCACCACUGUUUUCGUCUCUGACAUCUCCCCAGCUGUAUGUAAGACGACGAAACAUAAACACCAGCAAACUGAAGUGAAUGUUACUUGGCUAGUUCAAGUAGGGAGAAAAAACUGGUCACCUGCAUGCACUAAGACGUCAACAUACCAAACGUAGUUCAUUGACUUUAUACAUUAUAUUUACGUAAUACCACAUAGUGAACUUUUGUCUUUAAUCAACACACAUCGGAUAUAUAUUUAUCAUGAACUUAUUGAGAGAAAGGCGCUGCUGCGUACAAUCUGUCUUGUACAGUCUUUGAAUGUGAGAAUAAAAUGUUCGGAACAAAUAUCCGGAACAGUCGCACUGAAAGAAUAUAGACGUUGGCAUCUAUAUGACUUGCCAUUUCUAUAUUUAUCGCCUGUUUAUCAACACUGCAGAUCGUCAAAAUGUAACAUGACAAGACACAAUAGUUAUAGCAUUUACACAAAAUGUAUGUUGACAUUGCUGACAUACCGUCUAUCUGGAUCGGAUGUUCAAGCCACAAAAACUGUACAAUAAACAGUUAUUUAAUUCGG